AUGGAGCUACUCGAAUGGCUUGAGAUUUUUGGAGUACUGUUUUUGUCAUUUCAUAUCUGUCUUGCCUUCUACAAUGUUUUCCUCCACCCGCUGCGAAACUACGCCGGCCCCAAGCUCGAUGCAGCAUCACAGCUCUUCUACGUGUACCAUAUGCUAAAAGGCGACAGUUGCAAGUAUAUUGCCAGUCUUCACGAAAAAUACGGCGAGAUUGUCCGAACUGGUCCGAAUGAAGUUUCAUACAUGACUGUGUCCGCAAACAAGACAAUUUUUGGGAAAGCCACUGAAGACAUGGCCUUCGAAAAAAACCCCGCUGUCUAUAUUCAAGGAUCUGGGGCUGCUCAGAACAUAUUGUUCGCGAAUACUCGCGAGCAUCCACGGUUCAAGAAGCUUAUGGCCCCUGCAUUUUCAGAGCAGGCCAUCAAAGAACAAGAGCCGAUGAUCCAGGAGUACACCAGCCUCAUGAUCAAUUCCCUGCGAGAGAACCGCUCAGGAGAGGCCUGCUAUCCUGAUAAAGAUGGAGUUGUGAAUAUGGGGGCAUGGGUGAAUUUCAUCAUCUUUGACAUUCUGAGCUCCUUGUCCUUUGGGAAGCCGGUAGGAUGUCUCCCUGCUGCUGAUUAUCACCCCUGGGCGUAUGUGAUCUUCGGGGCAAUGAAACAUUCUCACUUUGUGCAAUGUGCUCAUAGGCUCAAGCCUUAUCACUCUAUUCUGCAAAGACUCAUCCCAGAUGACAUCAGUGCGCCCUAUGAAACUCAUAUGGAAAACGCUCGAAAAUACCUGAGAGAUAGGGAACAAGAAAAAGACGUUUCCCGAGCGGACUUUGCAUCCUUCAUUUUGAAAGGGAUGACGGAGGAUGAACUCCUGGACAAUAUUAACAUUUUGGCCACUGCAGGGAGUGAGACUACUGCGACUACCAUUUCUUCGGUCCUUUACUACCUAGUUCAUAAUCCGACAAGUUACCAAAAACUAGUGGACGAGAUACGAUCAGCCUAUAUCUCCGAGGAAGAAAUCACAUUCAACUCCGUCAGUGGCCUCGGGUAUCUCAAGGCUGUCAUCCAGGAGACUUUUCGGAUCCAUCCAUCUGUUCCGGUUGGUUUGCAUCGCAUCACGCCCAAGUCAGGCAGCUACAUUGAUGGGAGAUGGGUGCCGGGAGGGACAUGGGUAUCUGUGGCUCUCCUUGCCGCCUAUAGAUCCCCGAGGUAUUGGCGCCGCCCAGAGGAGUUCAUUCCAGAGCGAUGGCUCGGAGACCCCGAAUUCGAAUCAGAUAAUCGCCAAAUCUGGGCACCUUUCUCUAUUGGACCGAGAAAAUGUGUUGGAAUAAAUUUGGCGUACCUGAACAUGCGCCUGAUCAUUGCUCGGCUCCUCUGGAACUUUGAUCUAGAAGCACGCCCGGACAAUGUCGAUCCGCAUGAGAUGAAAGAAUAUGGGGUCUGGCAGGGCCUAGUCCCACUUAACCUGAAGCUCUGUGAUGUACGCGCUGCCAAGUGA
Molecule: messenger RNA, 1485 nt
Organism: Penicillium salamii
Lineage: Eukaryota; Fungi; Ascomycota; Eurotiomycetes; Eurotiales; Aspergillaceae
Source: the annotation of a GenBank genome assembly